Durio zibethinus is the source of this 3401-nucleotide messenger RNA. Its product is annotated as TOM1-like protein 9. Gene Ontology annotation, molecular function: phosphatidylinositol binding; ubiquitin binding. The record is from RefSeq and is a predicted model, not a curated record. Gene Ontology annotation, biological process: protein transport to vacuole involved in ubiquitin-dependent protein catabolic process via the multivesicular body sorting pathway. NCBI's taxonomy places the organism in Eukaryota, Viridiplantae, Streptophyta, Magnoliopsida, Malvales, Malvaceae.
AAAAUUUUUUUUAUCUAAACGGAAAAUUAAAAAACUAUUUGAUUUGAUCUCAUAGAGAGAGAGAAAAGGUGAGAGAAGCGAGGAGGAGAAGAGAGGUAGAGAGCUGCCGAUUUUCCACUCUUUGAUUUAUUUGACAAAGAGGGAGUGUAUCGGAGGAGUCUUCGUAAUAUUCUGUAGUUCGUUGCGAUCUGGCCGGACGGUGACCGGAAUCGGAUUGAUCUUUUUUCUUAUUGCGUGUGCGAAUUGCUUUUUGCGAGCGAAGAUGGUGAACUCUAUGGUGGAGAGAGCUACGAGCGACUUGCUGAUCGGGCCUGAUUGGGCUAGAAAUAUCGAGAUCUGCGACAUGCUAAAUCGUGACCCUGGGCAAGCAAAAGAUGUUGUGAAAGGGAUAAAAAAGCGGCUCGGAAGUAAAAAUCCUAAAGUUCAACUUCUUGCACUAACUCUAUUAGAGACUAUCAUAAAAAACUGCGGGGACAUUGUUCAUAUGCAUGUUGCAGAAAGAGACGUUCUCCAUGAGAUGGUCAAAAUAGUCAAGAAAAGGCCUGAUUUUCAAGUGAAAGAGAAGAUAUUGUCUCUAAUUGACACUUGGCAAGAAGCUUUUGGAGGAGCAAGGGCAAGAUAUCCACAAUAUUAUGUUGCAUACCAAGAGUUGUUGCGUGCUGGGGCAGUAUUCCCCCCAAGAAAUGAGAGGUCUGCACCUGUAUUUACUCCUCCUCAAACACAACCUUUGUCAUCUUAUCCCCAAAAUAUUCACAAUUCUGAUAGGCAAGAGACUGCUGAGUCUUCUGCAGAGUCUGAGUUCCCAACCCUGAGUUUGACAGAAAUUCAGAACGCACGGGGUAUUAUGGAUGUCCUUGCCGAAAUGCUAAACGCAUUAGAUCCUGGAAACAAGCAGGGACUUAGUCAGGAGGUGAUUGUUGACUUAGUGGAGCAGUGCCGUAACUACAAACAAAGAGUUGUACACCUUGUUAAUUCAACAUCGGAUGAGUCACUUCUAUGUCAAGGGUUAGCAUUGAAUGAUGAUUUGCAGCGCAUACUAGCAAAGCAUGAAGCAAUAGCUUCAGGAACUUCUUCUCAAGCGGACAAACCUAAGCCUGAAGCAGCAAGAAAACUUGUGAAUGUCGAUGGUCCCCUAGUUGAUACUGGGGAUAGCAGCAAGCAGUCAGAGGGGAGAUCCACCGCAAGCAAUGGUGCAAGUUCGCAACCAUUUAAUCAGUUAUUGCUUCCUGCUCCUCCUGCAACUAAUGGUUCAACUCCUCUGGCAGCAGUCAAUCCCAAAAUGGACCUGCUUAGUGGUGAUGAUUACAAUUCACCAAAGGCAGAUAAUUCACUGGCCCUUGUUCCUGUGGGAGAACCACAACAAACAACUCCUGCAUCACAGCAGAAUGCCCUUGUUCUCUUUGAUAUGUUCUCUGAUGGUAACAACACCUCCAAUUCUGCUAGCACCCAGUCUUCAGGUUGGGCUGGACAAACCAAUCCUUUGACUCCUCAAAUUCAGCAGCAGCAGAAUUUUCAUGCGAAUGGAGCUGCACCAAACAUGGGAUCACCUCGAUAUGAGCACUCAUAUGCUCAAGGCACAGGUCCUGCCUGGAAUGGUCAGCUGGUUCCACAACAGCAGCCCUCCUCACCUGUCUAUGGUGCCCAGAGUAGUGGCUUGCUACCACCACCACCCUGGGAAGCACAGGCAGCAGAUUCUAGCCCAGUUGCAGGUGCUCAGUAUCCUCAGUCAAUGGUUACUCAAGUUAGUGUGACACAUGGCCAACCUCAAGGACCUCAACAUAUGAGAAGUGAUCAGGUGGUGGGUAUGUACAUUCAGCCAAUCACAACCGGUCAUUUGUCAGCAAUUAAUAACGAGGCUGUUCAGGGAAACCGGUUUGCUGGUUUUCAUCCUCAACCAGUUCUGGGAGCACAGUAUAUGGGCAUACUUCCACAGCAAAUGGCUCCUAUGUAUCCUCAACAAAUGUAUGGCAACCAAAUGGGAGCAUAUGGUUAUGGUCAGCAACAAUAUCUUGAUCAGCAAAUGUAUGGGCUAUCCAUCAGAGAUGACAAUGUCCUGAGAAACUCUUCCUACCAGGUUUCAACUUCGUCUUACAUACCACCGAGCAAGCCUUCAAAACCAGAGGAUAAGUUGUUUGGAGACCUUGUUGACAUGGCAAAAAUAAAAUCAACGAAAACCACUCCUGGAAGAGCUGGUAGCAUGUGAACCUGAAAUUUGAUUUUUUUUGUUUUCGGAUUUUUUAUUUUACAUUUUUUAAUGGCUAACUUGUUUCCCAAUUUUCUUUUCUUUUUUUAUUUUUAAUUUCUAAUAUAUAUAUAUUCUUCACCAUUCUCUUGACUCAUAUUUUGUGUUGCAUGUUUGGCAUUGGAAUCAUGUACAUUUCCCUGUAGAGAAAAUGGAAAGAUCAACUCGUUUGGGUUAGGUUGAUUUUUUUAUUUUUUUUUUUUGUAAUUUGGUUCUCUCUCUCUCUCUCUCUCUUUUUUCUUCUUUUUUGUCUUACUUAUUGAAAUUUAAUUUUUAUUGUAAUAUAAUGUAUAUGUCGAAUUUCUUUCCAAGUUUUAAAGCUGUUAGUCAUAAAUUUCUGUAGGCCUUUUUUUUACUUUGUUAAGGCUAUGUAAUAUUUUACUUCCUGGAAUUUGCGAUUGGCUUAUUGAAUUAGAGGAUUGUCUAGAAUUCUAUUUAAAUGGCACUGGAAAAUAUUAUGGAAUUUGUCUUCUCGUUCAUACCAUGCAUUCUUGAGUUCUUGUGCACAGUUUGCCUUGCAGAAAACUCCUUAUAUUUGGUUGAUAUACAUAAUAUGUACAUUAUGCUUAGCCGAUGUUCCAGCUCAAUCAUUUAACUUUGUAUAUUGUUUAUACACACUUUUCUUUUCCAUCUCAAACUGGUAACUGCAAUGGUGGGCUUUGUAAGUUUUAAAUUAAAUUUUUGUCCAUGGAAUCAUGCACGACAAAUUCUGUCAUUCCUUAUGCAAUCCAAGCAAUCUUGAUAGACCAAAACCCAUGGAUUUCUAAUAACAAGUUGGUUGGGCGUAACAUCAGAUUGUUGUUAAAGAAAAUUCCUCUCGUCCAAUUGGGAAGGGGAUGGCUGAUUACUUAAACCGAGCAAAUCGGCAAAACAGAGACACAUUUCUUCUAUCUUCUCUUUUCUAAUCACAAAUUAAGACACACAUAUUACACAAAGUUGAGAUCUAAUUGGCUAGCCAGCCAGCAGCUUAUUCUACAUUCUACAUCGGUUAAGGACUAAUGAGGGAAUUAAACAUUCAGAAUCCCGAAUUUAAUUCAAACAUUUGAGAUCAUAAAGAUGAUACCGCCAUAAAAUUUAAUAAAAGCUUUCCAUAUAUGACAUAGGGUGAGAGAUCAUUGAUAUGAAUAAGUAAAUGUGCAGAAGUAGAACAAAAAAAAAA